GUCCUAAACAGGGACAAACAAAUGAAGGCAAACAUUUGAGCACAGAGCACACCGGACUGCGCUGCGCUCUCUGUCUUUGGAACGCUCUCUCCUGGACUGCACCAUGUCUGUGCCGUCUGGCCCGGAGAUGUACUCCAAACUCAUAGACGAGGACGGACUAUACAACAACUUCAUCCCGGAGCAGAGCCGCAGAGUCUCUCCAUCUGCGGUUCAUCUGUCCUCGUCUCAGGGAGGAUCAGGCCUAAGUCCCGGUCCGAGUCCUGGUCUAAGUCCUGGCCGGGGUCCUGGUCUGUACCGAGCCUGUACUCUCGCUCUGGCUGCUCUGUGUGUGGUCCUACUCAUCUCUGUCAUUGCUGUGUCCACCCACACUCAGAAGAACCAGGCGAGCGUAGGAGAUCCAAUCCCUGAGACUGAGAAACACAAACAGGAGCUAAACGUUUCUGAGCUCCUGUCUACCAUCAACAGGCUUAAGGAGGAGAAUCAGCAGCUGUGGGCCCAGAUCAACAGCUCCAAAGCUGUUCAGCCCACCUCUCCUCCUUUCCAGUGCCCUACAGACUGGUUGCUCUUCGGAGGCAGUUGUUACCGCGUCUUCAGAGAGACGCGGAGCUGGGGUGCUGCUCAGUCCUUCUGUGAAAGUCAAGCGGCGCACCUUGCCAUCAUCCUCACUGCGGAGGAGCAGACAUUUCUAUGGAACCUUCUUCCUCGUGGGCACUGGAACUCCUUCUGGUUUGGGAUCACAGAUUCUCACACAGAGGACGUUUGGAAGUGGGUGGAUGGGACUCUGCUGGUUGGAGGGUUCUGGGAGGAGGGAGAGCCCAAUAACCACAUAGACGAGGACUGUGGAUACAUUGUGAAGACUCGGGUUCUGAGCAGAGUGGCGAUUCGCAGCUGGUACGAUGCCCCAUGUACCAUGAGUCUGCCUUUUAUCUGUGAGAAGGAGGGGCCAGGAGCAACCACCAAGAGGCCAAAUUAGAACGCAACACAGACUGCAGAACCACCCAAACGAACCACUGACCAAUCCCUCCAUCUGUGAGAAGAAGGGCCCAGGAGCAACCAUCAAGAGUUCAAGCUAACUAAACCAGCCACCUAAACCAGAGCACCACCUAAAUCUGAGCACCACCUAAACCAGAGCGCCACCUAAAUCAGAGCACCACCUAAACCAGAGCACCACCAAAAGUGAACCACCGACCAAGCCCUCGGUGAGAAGAAGGGCCCAGGAGCGACCAUCAAGAGUUCAAGCUAACUAAACCAACCACCUAAACCAGAGCACCAUCCAAAGUGAACCAGAGACCCCGCCUUCACAUUGUGUGAGAGAGAAAAAAAAUUUUUUAUAUACAUUUUAUCAGGUCCACCAUCCUUUUUCUUCUGCUUUAUCUGGGGCCGGGUCACGGAGGCAGCAGUUUCAGCAGGGAGGCCCAGACUUCCCUCUCCACACCUCCAGCUCUUUAAGGAGGAUCCCGAGGCGUUCCCAGGCCAUACCCAAGCCACUUCAGAUGGCAGUGGCUCUAUUUCGAGCUCCUCCCGUGUGACUGAGGUCCUCACCCUAUCUCUAAGGGAGCGCCCAGCGACCCUGCGGAGGAAACUAAUUUCGGCCACUUGCAUGCGUGAUCUUGUCCUUUCGGUCAUUACACAAAGCUCAUGACCAUAGGGGCAGGGAACGUAGAUUGACAGAGAGUAAAUCGAGAGCUUUGCCUUUCGACUCAGCUCCUUCUUUACCACAACAGACCAUUACAGCAACCACAUCACUGCGGAGGCUGCACCGAUCCGCCUGCCAAUCUCUCGCUCCAUCUUUCUCUCACUCGUGAACAAGACCAGAUACUUGAACUCCUUCACUUGAAGCAAGGAAUCACCACCCACAUAGAGAGGGCGCCACCUUUAUCCGGUCGAGAACCAUGGCCUCGGAUCAGUUUGCAUUGCCGACAUUAUCAGGUGAAAUCUCAAUAUUUGUUGAGUAUUUUUGUAAGAAUUUUUCCUUUUUUUUUUAUAAAUCAAUCCAAUGUUUAGGUCAACAACAAAGUGAUUUUUAUGUGGAAUAUAUAUAACACCGUACUGCUGUGUGUAAUUUUUGUUUGUAUCAAAAAUAAUUGUAAAUAAUAAAUCAGAUUUUCUAUUUUUAAAUGUGACAUGUUUUAAUCUAAUAAAAAAGUAUCUCAUCUGUCUCAGGACGUUGUGGGUUAGACUCCU
Messenger RNA from Periophthalmus magnuspinnatus, 2184 nucleotides. Its product is annotated as CD209 antigen-like protein C. NCBI's taxonomy places the organism in Eukaryota, Metazoa, Chordata, Actinopteri, Gobiiformes, Gobiidae. The record is from RefSeq and is a predicted model, not a curated record. Bases 104 to 973 code for a protein of 289 amino acids. The transcript is spliced from 6 exons.